This is a messenger RNA of Suillus subalutaceus, 1941 nucleotides long. RefSeq lists its product as uncharacterized. The transcript is spliced from 7 exons. NCBI's taxonomy places the organism in Eukaryota, Fungi, Basidiomycota, Agaricomycetes, Boletales, Suillaceae. Bases 1 to 1941 code for a protein of 646 amino acids. The record is from RefSeq and is a predicted model, not a curated record.
AUGGCAGGCAAACGCAAGACCAUAGUACCUGAUCUUGAUGACCUCCGUCGCUCUAAGCGAAGUAACAUGGGUCAAGGUGGACGCCUCACCCAACUUCAAAAGCUCGAGUCCUCACAGAUGAAUAGACAACGUCCAGUGAAGAAAAACCCCGCUCAGGAGAUGAUAGACAGCCAACCAGUAAAUGUCAUGGCGCCGGAGGCACCUAUACGCAAACCAAGGGCAAGACCAAUCAAGGCGACUAAGACAUCAAGCAAUGAGAAGACUGAACGACAUCUUUCAAGCUCCAACUUACCACAGCGUGUUGCUGAGGACAAGCCCACUUCGCAUCCUCGUAGUCCCGACUCAAGGUUUGGCUUUGUCCCACCUCCACCUGCGACCUCCGAACGCCAUUUCAUCCGUGCUCUCUCUAGGUUCAACAGUACACCAUCAGGAUCCUCCCAGCCUAACACGCCCAAACGCACCCUCACUGGCGCCCAUUCGCGGAAACACGACAAUCUGCGUCAUCAUUCCAAGUCAGAUACUAGCCGUGCCCUACCAGCAUCCAAACCUGUCCCUCUUGAACACACCCCCGCUGGUGCUCAUUCACAGAAACGCAACGAUCCACGUCCUCACUGUAAUGCUAGUCGUAAACCACCGGUGUCCAAACACAUCCCUCGACACACCGUCACCAGUGACAGCAAUCCGCCCACUGACCUGGAAUCCGAUUACACUCGUCCAUCACGGAUGAAUAUUUCAGAUGCCGAGGCUCCUCUACAUGGCGAUGAGGGCUACGACUCGGGACGAGAUCACGAUGUGGAUGCUAACAAUUCUGAUCUGGACAACUCGGAUGCUAGAACUAAUGACGUGCAGGUGGACCAUGGCAAUGAUGGUGAUAGUGGGGAGGCGGACCAGGAUGUUGAUGUUGAUAAUCUGGGUGUAGACCAGGAUGAUGGUGACAGUUUUGUUGACGACCCCCACCAGGAUCAUGACACCUCGAAAGAUAGCAACGAUGAUGAAUUCACUCGUGCACGCUCACGAGUCGCCGACAGCUCACACAAUGCCCGAGAUGUCCUCCAAGACCAUCGCGCAAAGAACUGUCGCCCUCGCAUGCCUGACCUGGAUGAGCUCGAGACUUUGCGUCGUCGCGCUACUACUCAAGAUUCAGCUCAAUCUUCUUCUGAAGAGGAGGUUGUAGUACCACGCAAGAGAACGCGGAUGAUCAAAGCAACUGCGCAGAACAUUCGCUUCUAUCCUCCUUCUUGGAAGGAUUUACUAGAGGCCGCAAAGAAGAAAUCACGCCUAGGCUUGCUCACUAGCACAGCGUCAAAGCGCAGUGAUUUUCUCAAAACCAAGGGUAUUGAAUAUCUCUUAGAAACACUCGAAGACUUUGGAUCCCAGGGUCUAUGGGACGAUCGCGCUACUAUGCGUUCCGAAAUGAAAAAGGCUGCGCGUCCGAUUGUUCUGGCACAUUACGAAAUUCUUCCACCCGAUGUUGACGACGAGAACGACUAUGAGCGGGAGGUGCGUGACAACGUCAAAACAUUGUUGCAGAAUGGUGCUUUCCUACGGGAUGGAGGCAGGACCAAUAAUCUUGCAAACGAGGCCCUGGGCAGCUUUUGUAUGUCCUAUUUUUACAAGGGUGAGAACGCGCUCGCGAAGUCAUUUCCAGACUUGUUCGCCGUUGCUGUCCCCGAAGGUGCCGUUGCACUUGCAGCGACUGCGCUUGCUGCCGCUAUCGACGAGUACAAGACCGGUACUUACAAGCAAAUGAAAUUCGUCGCCGAUUUAUAUCAACCCAUCUACGACAGCGUCAUUCAGCUCUACCAUGAUGUGCAGAAGGACCACUAUCAUGCAAAGAAAUGCCGGGCCGCCAGAAAGAAAUGGGCUCGUACUGCAGGAAUCCUGACUCGCAAUGAUCCAAACAGGCGCCAUGACUGGGGCUUGAAACUCCAACUGGACUGA